This is a messenger RNA of Triticum urartu, 4523 nucleotides long. NCBI's taxonomy places the organism in Eukaryota, Viridiplantae, Streptophyta, Magnoliopsida, Poales, Poaceae. The record is from RefSeq and is a predicted model, not a curated record.
CCCACAAUGACGAAUAUUAGUUAGGCAGCCUCCCUUUCGUUCAUAUACAACAGGAGCCCCAUCUCCCGUUAUCAACACCAGGACUUAGUUGCAUGCGGAUACAUACUCCCCAGAUUUGAGUGAGCAGGUCUCUCUCUCUCUCUCUUGAGUGAGCAGGUCUCUCUCUCUCUCUUGAGUGAGCAGCAAAAACUAGCAAGAAAUAUGGCGAUGGUGCUGGAUGCAUUUGCAUCCUACCUCAGCCAUAUGCUAGCGCGGGCAGCGGCAGAUGAGGUAGGGACGAUGUUGGGCGUCUCCGGUGAGAUCGACAAGAUGGGCGAAAAGCUUCGGGACCUCAAGAAUUUCCUUGCCGAUGCCGAUAGGAGGAACAUCAUCGACGAGACUGUCCGAGAGUGGGUGGGGCAGCUUAAGCGCGCCAUGUACGGGGCUACUGACAUCCUUGACCUUUGCCAGCUCAAAUCCAUGGAGCGUGGACCAACCACCGGAAAUGUAGGGUGUCUCAAUCCCUUGCUCUCCUGUAUGAGGAAUCCCAUCCAUGCUCAUGAGAUCGGCACCCGCAUCAAGAAGUUGAACCAGAGGCUUGAUACCAUCAAGGAGCGGAGUGCUGCUUUCAACUUCAUCAACUUCAGGUUCUUUGAGGAUUGUCAUAGCAGCUAUGUGAGCGCAUCUCAUCAUGGUAAUCCUAGUCGGGAGACGGUAGGGGAUUUUGACCGGUCGGCUGUGGUUGGGGAGAAGAUUGAAGAGGACACAAGAGCACUGGUUGCGCAAAUCAUGCAAACAGGAAAGGAGGUCGACAAUGACAUCAUGCUAGUUGCCAUUGUAGGUGUCGGCGGGAUUGGCAAGACCACCCUUGCGCAGAAGGUCUUUAAUGACGAGGCAAUACAAGGUGAGUUCAGUAAAAAGAUAUGGUUGAGUGUCAACCAAAACUUCGGUGAGGUUGCGCUGCUAAGAAGAGCCAUAAUUGAAGCUGGCGGAGACGCCCAACCGGCUGGAAAUGCAAAGGCCACGCUUCACCAAAGCCUCAAGAAUGCCUUGAUUGGCCACAAGACCUUGCUGGUAAUGGAUGAUGUGUGGGACCAUGGAGCAUGGGAUGGUGUGUUGAAAAUACCCUUUCUCAAUGCUGCUGCUUCAUGCAGCCGAGUCCUUAUCACCACUAGAGAUGAAGGUGUUGCUCGAGGGAUGAUAGCCAGAUGGCCCUACCACCGCGUCGACACAUUAUUGCCUGAAGAUGCUUGGUCACUGCUCAAGAAACAGGUACUCUCAAGUGAGAUAGAUGAAGACCACAUAAAUACGCUAAAGGAUAUUGGAUUGAAAAUUAUACAAAAAUGUGGUGGUUUACCACUUGCCGUCAAAGUAAUGGGAGGACUCUUGCGUGGAAGAGGGAGCUUAUGUCGUGAUUGGCAGCAGGUUUUGGAUGAUUCAAAAUGGUCAAUAACUAAAAUGCCCCAAGAGCUCAACUAUGCGGUAUACUUAAGCUAUGAAUAUAUGCCUCCUUACCUGAAACAGUGCUUUUUAUUCUACUCUAUUCUUCCUAAAAGUGGAACUUUUACUCUGGAUCAAGUCGUCGCGAUGUGGAUGAGCGAAGGAUUUAUUCAUGGAAACUCUAGUGAUUUAGAAGAGUUGGGAAGAAAUUACUACAAGGAGCUGGUAUCUAGGAAUCUUAUAGAACCAGAUAAAUCAUAUACUGAUAUAUGGGUUUGCACCAUGCAUGAUGUUGUUCGCUCAUUUGCUCAGUAUAUGACUAAAGAUGAAGCACUCAUUGCUCAAGACGGAGAUAAUGAUAUUCUUACUAAACUUAGUUCACAAAAGUUUCUUUGGUUGUCCAUAGAAACUAACCAAUCACAAUCAGGUGAACUUGGCUGGAAAUCUCUACAGGCGCAAAAAUCAGUCAGAACAUUAAUCUCCACAGUUCAGAUCAAGAUGAAACCUGGUGCUUCAUUGGUUACUUUUUCUAGUUUGCGGACUCUAUAUAUUCAAUCUGCAGAUGUGGCUGCAUUGACUAAAUCAUUGCAUCAACUCAAGCACCUGAGGUAUCUAGCAUUAUUAAAUACUGAUAUAUCUGUGCUUCCACGGAACAUUGGCAAGAUCAAACUAUUAGAAUUCCUUGACCUUCGUGGAUGUGCAAAAUUGGUGAAUCUUCCUCAUAGCAUUGUUAAGCUUCGCCAGCUGAGGUUACUUAUUCUCCCGAAAGAAAGUAUGGUGCCUAGAGGAUUCAGUGGUUUGACAAAUAUGAGGAGACUAAGUGGGUUUCGAGCGCACAUGGAUGGCGAUUGGUGCAGUUUGGAUGAGUUAGGGCCUCUUUCCCAACUCAAAUAUCUUGAACUAGUUCAAUUGGAGAAUGUAUCUAGUGGCUCAUUUGCUGCCAGUGCUAAGCUUGGGGAGAAAAUGAAUAUUAUGAAGCUAUUCCUGGUGUGCACUAGCGUACUGGGCCAUGAUGGGUUGGUCAAAGAGAAAAAAGGUGUCUCUAAGGUAGAGCAGCAACGAAUUGAGAAUGUGUUCGAUGAGCUCAGCCCUCCUCCGAGUGUAGAAAUUCUUGAAAUCACCGGGUAUUUUGGUAGGCAACUCCCCAAUUGGAUGAUGUCCACGUCAGCGGUGCCCCUCAACAACUUGAACACUCUAUUCUUUGCUGACCUAGCCUAUUGCACACAACUUCCAAAUGGGUUGUGUCACCUCCCCAAUCUGCGGUUAGUUCAGGUCCGUGGUGCUCCAUGCAUUAAGCAUGUGGGAACUGGAUUCUUGCAGGCGGCCGAAGCUCCAUUUCCAAGAUUAAACAGGUUGAUCUUAGAAGGAAUGGUGCAAUGGGAGAAGUGGGAUUGGGAGGGGCAAGUACAAGCCAUGCCCCAGUUGGAGAAUCUUGUGCUCAAUAAAUGCAAACUAAGGCAUGUUCCUCGAGGCCUCGCCUUGAAUGCAAGGGCUUUGAAAGACUUAUCCAUACAAGAUGUCCAACACCUGAACUGCCUUGAGAACUUUCCUUCUGUUGUUGAGCUUACAGUUUUUGGAAGCCCUGACCUAGAGAGGAUUGCCAAUCUCCCCAAUUUGCAGAAGCUUAGCAUAACCGAUUGUCCAAAAUUGAAGGUGCUCGAGAGCAUCCCUGCACUCAGGACGUUGCUCCUGGAAGAUAAUGACAUGGAAGAACUGCCAGAGUACAUGCGAGAUAUAAAACCAAGGCAUUUGCAGUUAUACUGCGGGAUAUGGUUGCUCUCUUCAAUAAACGCAGGACGAUCUGGUCCUGAGUGGGACAAGUUCAGACAUGUGGAGUAUGUCAAGGCACAUGCACGUCAUGGAGAUAACAAAAAGAAAUGGUACGUGUUGUACACAAGACAAGACAACUUCAAAUUGGAUUCAAACAUUAGUACCGUAUUCAAAGAAACUUUAUCAUCUUCUUUGGUGGAUGCGCACGGAUUUGAGUCUGCAUACAAAAUGAAAAGAAGCACUUUUAGCUACGUGUGCAGCUUGGUGAGGAUCCCCAUUUCCAAAGAUAUGAUGGCAAGGAAGCACACUUUUAUUGAUGGUAGAGUGAUGUCUUUACAAGAUCAAGUAGCCAUCGCUCUCCGGAUGCUAAACUCUGGUGAGCCACCGGUUACCAUAGGAUCUUUUCUUGGUGUCAAAAAGUCAACUGCGUUGCUAGUAACUCAGGUGUUUGUUGAGGCCAUGGUUGGGCGAAGAAUGCACCACUUGCGCUGGCCAGGCUCAGCUCAGAUGGAGAAGAUCAAGUGCAAGUUUGAGAAGAUCCAUGGCCUCCCUAACUGCGGCGGUGUUGUACAUACAACUCCCAUCAAAUCCGGAUCACGAAACCACGACCGUGAGGAGAAUAGUGGCAUGCUAAUGCAAGUCGUCAUUGACCCGGAUAUGAGGUUCACAGAAUUUUUUUACCCAUUGCAAGGUAGCAUGAACCAGUCGAUCAUUUUGCACGACUCUUGGCUCUUCAAGUCCUGCGAGGAGGGUACCUGGCUGAAUGGUAACAAGUUGAAGGUGUCGUCAAGCGGUGGAUCAGAAGUCGGGGGAUACAUCAUUGGUGAUGCAGGAUACCCUAUUCGCCCCUGGCUCCUCACACCUUACCAGUUGGAAAAUGGCCUCCCAGUCUUAGACGCCAAACUUGAGUUCAACAGGAGACAUUCGGAAGCUACAGCCGUCGCGUUGAGGGCUCUAACAAGGCUGAAAGACACAUGGAAGUGCCUGGAGGGAAAAGGGUGGCAUCCAAAUAAUGAACUUCAGAGGUUCUGGACAAUCGGCACGUGCUGUGUGUUGCAUAACAUAGUGAUAGACAUGGAGGAGGGUGCAGGCAUGCCAGACGACCAGGAGUAUAAUUACAUAGAGCAAGUGAGGCGGGUAGCAGAUGAGGACGCCGUGAAUGUGAGAGAUGCACUGUCCCAGCACUUAAUGAAAUCUGGAGUCCACUCGAUGGUACAGAGGAGGAAAUAGUAGUUGAAUCCAGUUCAAGAGAUGAAAACAAAGAACAUGAAGCCAACCGACCACAAACAGCAUAUUGAGGAAAGGAGAUCAGAUCAUGCUCUCCACUGAAUCAG